Rangifer tarandus platyrhynchus (Svalbard reindeer) is the source of this 1047-nucleotide messenger RNA. Lineage: Eukaryota; Metazoa; Chordata; Mammalia; Artiodactyla; Cervidae. The record is from the annotation of a GenBank genome assembly.
AUGCGGCUCCUAGGCUGGUGGCAGGUUCUGCUGUGGGUGCUGGGGUCUCCUGCCCGCGCCGAGGAGAUUGCAGAGAAAAGAAGUCACUUAUGGUCAGAGGAGCAGCCUGCUUACCCAUUCCAGGUGGGGGCUGUGUACAUGAGUGAGGAGGUGCCUUCCCCUGACCCAGUGGGCCAGGACCCGUCUGCAGAAGAGACGGAGGCAGUGCUGGGGCUGGAUGCUGACGGCAACCACAUGGUGAUGUUGUCGGUGAUUCCCGGGGAAGCCGAGGACAAGCUGAGCCCAGAGUCCAGCAGUGGCACCUGCGGGGCCGGAGGGGAGGAGGACCCGAGGUGCAACCUUCGGGAGAGCCUCUUCUCCCUGGACAGAGCUGGAGCAAGCUUCUCGGAGAGAGAAGAGGAGUACUACACUGAGCCCGACGUGGCGGAAUCCGGCCCCACCCCAACUGAGGACGCCAACACCACUGAAAGUCUCAAGUCCCCAAAGGUCAGCUGUGAGGAGAGAAAUGUGACAGGAUUAGAAAAUUUCACCCUGAAAAUUUUAAAUAUGUCACAGGAUCUUAUGGAUUUUCUCAACCCAAACGGUAGUGACUGCACUCUAGUCCUGUUUUACACCCCUUGGUGCCGAUUUUCUGCCAGCUUGGCCCCUCAUUUUAAUUCUCUGCCCCGGGCGUUUCCAGCUCUUCACUUUUUGGCACUGGAUGCAUCUCAGCACAGCAGCCUUUCUACAAGGUUUGGCACUGUGGCUGUGCCUAACAUCUUGUUAUUUCAAGGGGCUAAACCGAUGGCUAGAUUUAAUCAUACAGACCGAACGUUGGAAACACUGAAAAUCUUCAUUUUUAACCAGACAGGUAUAGAAGCCAAGAAAAAUGUGGUGGUAACUCAAGCCGACCAAAUAGGCCCUCUUCCCAGCACUUUGAUAAAAAGUGUGGACUGGUUGCUUGUAUUUUCCUUAUUCUUUUUAAUCAGUUUUAUUAUGUAUGCUACCAUUCGAACUGAGAGUAUUCGGUGGCUGAUUCCGGGCCAAGAGCAGGAACAUGCGGAGUAG